Molecule: messenger RNA, 1063 nt
Organism: Musca vetustissima
Lineage: Eukaryota; Metazoa; Arthropoda; Insecta; Diptera; Muscidae
Gene: fs(1)K10
Product: DNA-binding protein K10
Exons: 2
Coding region: 4-1041 (345 amino acids)
Source: RefSeq, a predicted model, not a curated record
AGAAUGGUAUCGAAAAAGAAUUUUCCUCAAAAUGGCAGAAUCAAUGCCGCACAACAACAACGCCAGAUGCCAUAUAAGAAGCCACCAAUGAAACCACCGAUGAACAGCAAUUUCAACAAUAAUCCAAUGUUCAACGUCAGUCAGAUUCCGGACAAUCCGGGUUAUUUAGAUUUUGAUUUCAAUAUACCCGCACCACCGAACAAUGGCAAUAAUGCCGCCUUCAACAAGAAUAACAAUAUCAACAACAACAGUGCAGGAGCAGCCGCAGCAGAUGCUAAAAAGAAAAACAACAAAACUAAGCCGAAGAAUGGAAAACCUCAGCCAAAUGUUGGCUGGAAAAAUCAGCAGGUCGGGGGAAUGACAAGCAAUCCUCGUUUCAAUGGUCCGCGCGCUAACUUUGGUAUGGCGACACGUGCCCGUGGCAAUCGUAUGAUGCCACCCAUGGGUGGUGGUCCUCGUGGUAUGGGUCCCAUGGGAUUCCAGCCGCCAAUGGGUGGUUUCCAACCACCAAUGAUGCCACCACCCAUGCCAAUGCGUCCACCAAUGCCGCCUAUGGGUAUGGGUGUACAGCCACCACCACCACCAUUUAUGCGUCGCAAUGGACCGAUGCCACCAAUUCCGCCCAUGAUUCCACCACGCAUGAUACCACCGGCACCCUUCAUUGCUGGUGGUAAGAUUAAGAAAAACAAACUGAGCCCGAAAAAGAUUACCAAGGGCAAAGGCAGUACGGUGAAGACCCUAAAGAAUUUGAUCAAUCAGUAUCCCAUCGAUAAGCCCUGGGUGACCAGUGAAAUUCGAGAGGAACACGAUAAGAAGGUCGAUAUCGAAAAUCGUUUGAAGGGCAACAAAGACGAUGAAUUGUUUGCACAAUUCAAAGUUCAGCGUGACAAGUUUGUGGCCAUGUAUGAGGCUGCGCGGGAGGAAUAUUUGAAAAAGGAGGCUGCUGCGGUAAAGGCUAAGGAUGAAAAAGACAAACAAACAAAUACAACCAAAACGGACGAUAAAAAAGAGGCAAACACAAAUGAAAAUAAAAGUAAUUAACUUUUUAGAAAUGGCAUAUAUU